This is a messenger RNA of Chlamydomonas reinhardtii, 8283 nucleotides long. RefSeq lists its product as uncharacterized. Bases 84 to 7679 code for a protein of 2531 amino acids. NCBI's taxonomy places the organism in Eukaryota, Viridiplantae, Chlorophyta, Chlorophyceae, Chlamydomonadales, Chlamydomonadaceae. The transcript is spliced from 21 exons. Gene Ontology annotation, molecular function: protein binding. The record is from RefSeq and is a predicted model, not a curated record.
GGCCAUAAGGCCGGCCCCGAGGCUGUCGCCAUGGCCAUUGACAGCUUACCUCUCCGAGCAGUGACGGUAUUGCGUCUGAAUAUAUGUCCAGUCGAGUUCGGAGCUUAGCACCUGGCUAUGAGGUUGACUUGGAGUGGCAUCGUGCUGGGCCAGCAGUCUUCCCAAAGGAUGACGACGAGUGGGUGGAUGUUCUGCGGCGGCCGCCCGAGAGCUGGAGCGCCGCCGAGGUGGCGCACUGGGCGCAGCGGCCGCGGGGGCACGGCGGCGGACAGCUGGGAGACCUGCUGGCCAGGAGGCUGUGGGAGAACGCCAUCGACGGCUACCUGCUGCUGCAGCUGACGUCACACACGAAGGCACAGCAGACCGGGGCCAGGGCGGGGUACGGCGGGCAGGCGGGCGCCGGCCGGGGCGGCGCGGCGGCGGCGGCUGUGUCUGAGCUGGUGCACGUGCUGGGCGCCACGGGGGCGGAGGAGCGGGCGGCGCUGGCAGAGGCGGUGGAGGAGCUGCGGUCGCUGCCCUCCCGCAUCGCUUACGGCGAGGUGGUGCUGCCGCCGCCGCGCGAGCUGGUGGAGCAGGCGGCGGCGCAGGCGGCGGGCCGGCGGCCGGGAGGCGCGGGGGCAGGCGGGCCCGGGCCGGGCUUCGGCAAGCGCGGCGGCGGUGGAAGCGGUGCCGGUGGAGGCGGCGGCGGUGCGGCUCAGCUGGGCGCCCGGCAGCAGCACGACCGCUGGACCGGCGCAUGGGCCUCAGGCGGCGGCGGCGGUAGUGGUGGUAGCGGUGGUAAUGGUGGCGCGGCAGGAGCGAAGAAGGGAGGCGCUGGGGCGGGCGCGGGGUCCGGCGCGCCUGGCUCGGGCCGGGGCGUGGGGCUGUCGGUGCGGGAGCGCAUCCUUGACGACGCCCAGAGGCAGGUGGCGGCGGCGGAGGCCAGGCAGGCGGCGGAGGCGGAGGCGGCGGCCGCGAAGGCCAAAGCGGCUAAGUCGGCGAAGGGUGGACAGCCGCCGCCGCCGGGCAACGCGGGCGCUGGGUCCGCUGCAGCUGCUGCCGCGAGGCCGGGCGCGGCUAGGGGCGCCAAGGAUGGGGUUGGGGAGGCGGCAGCGGCCGGAGGCAAGGCGCGGUCCAGCUCGCUGGCGGCCGCUUGGGCCCAGAUGCACCAGAUCCCUGAGGGUGGGGAGGAAGAGGGGGAAGGGGAGGAGGGCGAGGAGGAGGAGGUGCAGCGAAGGGAGGGGCGCCCGCGCGCGGGCGCGGAUGGGGACACAGAGCAGGAGGAUGACAUGUACAGCGACGCGGGCCGGGUCGGCGACCAGAGCAGCCGGGGAGCCGGCCGCAGACGUACGGGUGCGGCGGCAGCAGCAGCAGGAGCGGAGGCAGGAGCGGAGGCGGGGGCGUGGUCUCAGGACGCGGAGGCGGAGGGCAGCGGGGGCGGGGGCGAGGACGCGUGUGCGGGGCGGGGUCGGCCCCGAGUCGAGGAGCGGCGCGUGGUGGCGGAGGUGCGGCGGCUGCAGGGGCUGGUGGCGGCACAUGAAGACGUCGUCAGGCGCAUGCAGGUCCUGCGGCUGGAGGGGCCGGAGGGACUGGCGCGGCGGGAGCGGGCCGCCGCGCGGGCCGCAGCGGCAGUCGAGACAGCCGCGGCGGCGGAGGCGGCCGCCGCCGCGGCAGAGGCGGAGGCUGCGGCGGCGCCGCCUGAGCCGCUGGUGUUGGAGGAGGUGGUGGAGCGGGGGCGGCGGCUGCGGGAGGCGAUGGCGGCGGAUCGGGCGUCCAUUGAUGACCUGACAAAGGUGUCGCUGAGGCGGGGUAUGCGCAACGCCGCUGCCAGGGCGGAGGCGGAGUCCGAUGCCCGCAGCGGCGUCAGCGGCGGCGCCAGUGACAGCGGCAGCGGCGUUGAGAACUUUGCUGGCAGCGGCGGCAAGCGCGUGCUGCGGGGCGGCUGGCGGGAGGUGGGCGACGACGGCAGCGACAUGAGCGAGCACGCCGUACGGCAGAGCCUUUCGACUACCGGCCGGGUGCUGCUGGAGGAGGCGGACAGGCGCGAGGCGGAGGAGGCGAACCGACCAGACCCUUUCGUCUUCGAGGAGGGCGAGGACGAGGCCGCGGGGCGCGGCGGCGACGGCCGGCGGCGGAGCACGCGGGAGCGGGCCGCGGCGGCAGAGGAGCGGCGGCGGCGGCGCGUGGCGCGGGAGGUGCGGGAGCAGCCCUGGGCCAUUCCUGACCUGCGGCGUGCUGAAGCCGGCAGUAGCGGGGAUGAAUAUGAUGGCAGUAGCAGCGACGGCGGCCUCCCAGGUGCGGGGCAGGGACCUGGCGGUGUGUCGGGACCGCGAGCUCGUGGUGCCGGCGGCGGCGCCGCCGCGCCGGCCAGCAUGGGCCCAGUGGAUCGGUUGGUGUUUCUGCGGCGGCAGCAGAUACAUCAGCAGCGGCAGCCGCAGGGGCCGCCGCCGCACCAGCAGCAGCAGCGGCCGGGCUCCGCCCCUACCUCUCACGCCACGCGCACCGCCGCCACGGCUGAGGCCACCGCCGCGGCCGCCAUGGCAGCGGCAGUGGGCCUGGUGUCCAGGCGUAUUGGCAACUAUGCUCCCGGCGACGGCGACGACGACGGCCGCGGUCGCGGUCAUGCCGCGGGGGUGCUGGGUCCGCCGCUUCGGCCGCUGUCGGGGCUGCAGGGCGGGCGGCGGGGGCGGCAGCCGGGCUCGCACGAGGUGCACACGCCGGCGCCGCCCGACCCGCUGCGCACCGCGGAUCUGGAGGCUGUGCGCAAGGUGCUGGCCCGCGGCUCCUCCACACCCGUGCACCACACGCUCAAGAGCAAGCUCGCCGAGGACGCCACCCGCGCCAUGUACGGCAUCGCCCCCGCCGAGACCCUCACAGCCGCAGGCGCCGCCGCGCCGCCCCGCUUCGGCAGCGGCGCGCGCGCGGGCGCCGGCAUGGGCGGCAUCGCCGCCGCUACAGCCGCCGCUGGCGCGGGUGCUACAGCCGUGCCGUUCUUCCCGCCGGCGUCGCUGCUGGUGAACCCGCGGGCGGCGGCGCAUGAGGUGGCGUUGCGGAGGGAGAUGGGGCUGCCGGUGACGGCGGACCUGGCGGCGGCGCGGGUGGUGGCGGCGCCGCAGGCGGCGCGGCGGGUCGUGCGGGAGGUGGUCAAGCCCGAGCCCGAGGCGGUCGUGACGCAGCCGGAGGAGGCGGAGGACGGCACGCUGGUGUUCCAGUCCAAGUUCGGCCUGGCAGUGGUGCCCUCCUCCCACAAAGACCCAGCCGCCGCCACCACCACUACCACCACCACCACAGCCGACGCACCCGCAGGUCAUCAGCGCGUGCGCUUCGUCGACACGACCACGCCCGUGGGCGGCGGCAUCGGCAGCGGUGGUCCCCGGCUGCCCAUGACAUCAGGCGCGGGGGCCUUCCCCCUGUACGGCGCCUUCCCCGUGUCCGGUAACGCCUGGCAAUCAGAUAUGCUGGAUCCAGCCGGAUCCAGCGGCGGCGCCACGCCGGCCCUGGAUCCAGACCUGGCACGCAAGCACGGCGAGGCCUAUGCGGCUGUCGCCGCCGCGGCGGCGGCUGCGCAGGCAACGCUGGCGGCGCCGCUGCCGCGGGGGCGGCUGGCGCCACCGGAGGCGGCGGUCCGAGGCAUCGGCGCCGGCGGGAUGGCGGAGCGCGAGCUGCGACGAGCCAUUGCGGAGCGCGGCGCGGCGGCGGGCGCACUGGCAGCGGCUACCGCCGCCGCAGCGGUGCUGACGGGUGGCGGCGGCGACGCCGCUGACGUGGCGGCGACGGUGGCGAUGGCGGCGGAGCGGUCGACCAGUGCCAGUCGGGGCCGGGGCAUGUGGCGGGUGGGGCCGUCGCUGGAGGGCGAGUGGGGAGACCGGGACCUCAACGCCAGUGUCCGUGCGGCGCUGCGGCUGCUGGACGGCGGCGGCAAGGGGCCGCCCGCGGUGGAUGGCCAGCCCGCCUUCGCCGUCACUGCCCAGGUGGCCGGCACCAGCCCCAGCAGGCGCCGCAGUCGGAGCCGGAGCCGGAGCCGAGGCCGGCACAGCCCUGGUGGCCCCACAGGCCGUACCUCGCAAGCCGUACAGCUGUACCGCUACGGCCCGGACGGGCAGCUGCAGUACACGGGGCGGCGGCCGCGCUUCGACGCCGAGCCGCCGCACCCCUACGUACUGCCGGGCUGGACGCCGGCCGAGAUGGGUGCGCCGCCCCUCACCAAGGCGCAGGCCGAGCGGCUGGCGGGGGCGGUGUCGGGCGGCGCCGACGGCCGCCCCCACCGCGGCAACAGCGAGCUGCACUGGGCGGCGUCACGCGGGGACGUGGAGCGAGUGAUGGAGCUAAUACGGGAGGCAGGCCCGGACCCCGAGGCCCGCUGGCGGCUGGUAAACGCGCGCAACGCCGCCGGCGAGAGCCCGCUGCACCGUGCCGCUGCCGCCGCCGCCCCCCGCGCCGCCGCCGCCAUGUCGCAGCUGCUGGCGGCGGGCGCUGACGUGGACGCACGCGACAUCAACGGCGCCACACCCCUGCUGGCGGUGAUCACAGCGGGCUGCUGGCUGGUCGAGGGCGACCGGCGCCUGGAGCUGCUGCUGCAGUGGGGGGCGGCCGUGGACAUGUGUGACGUGGCGGGAGAAAGCAUACUGCACAAGGCCAUCAUUCACAACAUCUGCAGCGGCCACGACAAAGACGACCCAGCCGCAGACGAGGCCACACGCCGCCGCACCGAGGGACGCUGCCGACCCGUGGGCGGCCUCGCCGCGCUGCUGAAGCUGCUACUGCCACUUGCGCGGCCACACCCGCCGCUACAGCGGCCGGGCGUCGCCACCGGUCCCUUCGUGACGGAUGCGGAGGCGGCGGCGUGGGCGCGGCGGGUGCCGUCCGGCGCGCCGGGCAGCAUUGUCGGCGCCGCGGCGGCUGGAUUGCGUGUGGCGCCGCCGGCAGCGGCUGCUGCCGCUGGUGGAGGAGGUGGAGUAGGAGGAGGCGGUGUACGCGCCUCAUUGGGUGGCAGUGGACAAGGAAUAGUGGCAGGUGCAGGCGCAAGCGCGGACUUCGCCACAGCGCACCCGUUGGCUGCGGCGGCCGGCGCCGGCACCGCCGGAGCGCUGGUGGCGACGGUGGUGGCGGCGGCGGCGCGUGCGCCGGCGGCGCAGCCGGCAGCGCAGCCGCGGGCGGGUCGGGGCCCGGGGCUGUUGGAUGUGGACGCUCGGGACGGGCGGGGUCGUACGGCGCUGCACGUGGCGUGCUGCCGGCCGCACGCACACGGGCCUGGCAUGGAGGCGUGCUGCGUGGAGCUGCUGCUGGCGGCAGGCGCCGACCCCAACGCACUGGAUGACGCCGGCCGCCGGCCGCUGCACUGGGUGCUGUCGGAGGCGGCGGCGGCGGCCCGGCUGCGUCAGGCCAACACCAUCAACCACACGAAGAUUGCCACCAGCAAGCCCAAGCAGCCGCCGGCAGCUCUGUGCUGGGUGGCUGAGCAGCUGCUGAGAGCAGGCGCCGACCCAAACGCACCCGAGGGCGGCACCGGCGCCGGCCCCAAUGCAGGUGGCGGUGCAGGUGGUGCCGGUGUUGGUGCCGGAGGUGGUGCCGGCAUUGGCCGAGGCGGUGGCGGCGGCCCCGGUGGCGACCCUGGUGGUGGUGGCAGCAGUGGUGGUGGUGCCGGCAGUGGUGGCGGUGGCGGCUACACGCCGCUGCACCUGGCUGCCCUGGCUCGCUCCGGCCCACUGCUGCGGCUGCUGCUGCGGCAGGGCGCGGACCCGGGCGCCCGCGACCGGGCCGGCCGCACGGCGGCAGAGCUGCUGCAGGCGGCACUCAAGGGGACCAAGGACCGGCAGGAGGCCGAGCACCUCUCCAAGCUCUUGUCCCUCAUCGCCAAGCAUCAGCAGCUGGCAAACUCACAGCGGGACGCGGCGGCGGCGCGGAGGGCAGCGGAGGCGGCGGGCGCUGCCAAGGUGGCGGCUGCGGCGGCGCGGGCGGCGCGUGGCGGUGGCAAGAUGGGUCUGGGCGGCGGAGGCGGCCCCAAGAGCAUGAGGCAGCUGUACAAGGAGCGGUUCGGGGAAAGCUCGGAGGACACGGACGCCGACGACGGCCCCACCCAGUCCGAGCUGGUGUCCGCCUACAUGGCCGCAAUGGGCGGCAGGGCCACACCCGCACCCGGAGCCGCGCCGCUGCCAGCCCUGGCGCAGGUAACAGCUUCCGGCGCGGGCAUGGCAGCUGGGGGCAGCAGGCCGCAGACGCCACCGGCGGCGGCAGCCGUGACCGCGGCCGGGAGAGCGGUGGCGGUGGGGGCGGCGGCGCAGCCGUCCUCCCCAGCGCGUCUGGAUGCGGGCGCGGCUGCCACCAUGAUCCAGGCGGCGUUCCGCGGCCACCAGCAGCGACAGCAGCUGGCGGCGGCGGGCGUGCCCGUACGCGCCUCGCCCACAAAGAAGUCGCCGGCCCGGCGCCGCGGCGGCGGCGGCGGCGCAGGUGGCGGCGGCGGCGGCGGGACGCCGUUUGACCCGGCUGCCGUACGGUACGGUCCCGAGCACGAGGCAGCGGCGGUUAGGAUCCAGGCGGUACAGCGCGGCCGGGUGGCGCGGCGGCGGGCGGCGGCGCAGCGGCAGGCCGCGCUGGCGGCGCAGGCGCAGUUUGCGGCACAGGCUGGGCAGCGAGAUGCAGCUGCUGCUGCGGCGGCGGCGGCGGCGGUGGCGGCGGCGGCGCAGGCGGCGGCAAGGACGGCGGCGGCGCAGCAGCAACAGGCGCGGGGCCCGCCGCCGGUGCUGGGUCCUGACGGGCGGCCGUACGGCCCGCGGCAUCAGCAGGCUGCCACUCAGAUACAGGCCGCGUGGAAGGGGCGCAAGGCCCGCCAGGUGUACGACCGUGUACGGCAGGCGGCGGCGGAUCCUGCCGACGACCUGGAUCUGGUUCUGGACGAUGACGAGCUGGCGGCCAUGGCGGCGGGCGUGGCUGCCACGUCAGCGCCGCCGCCGCCGCCGCGCCGCCACCGCUCCAUGCGCACCUCCGGCUCACUGGCUCAGCGGCCUGUGGCUGAUGGUGCUGGUGGGGGUGCUGACGUCAGCGCUGGUACGGGUGGCGGAAUUGGUGGUGGCGGAAUCGGUGGUAUGGCUGCGCCACAGGAGCUGGGCGGUGGGGUCGCGGCGGCGGGCCUGGCGGCGGCGGGGACGCUGGGUGGCAGCGGCAUGGGAGGCGCAGGCACAGGAGGGGGCGGCGGCGGCGGCGCGGCGGGGCGGUAUGAGCGGGCUGGCUCUGACGGCGGCAACUCAGACAAAGUGGCUCCCAGCGUUGGAGGCUGGUCCGAGGCCUCCACCGCCGUCAGCCUGGGAGUGGAGUCCCUGGCCGCAGCCCCCGAGGCGCCGCCGCUACCCGACCGCAGGCCCGCAGCCGCCGCACGCUCCCACCAGCGCCAGGCCUCCUCCCGCCCCGAAGGCGGCGGCGCAGCUGCCAUGUCACGGCAGCUGUCCCGCAUGACGUCGUCCCGUGGGCCGCGGGCGGUGCCGCAGGUGGGCAUGACGGAGGACGGCCGGAUCGUGGGCGACCUGGGAGAUCUGGAUCUGUUGGAUCUAGAUGAUGAUGACGAUGGAGGGAUGGAUGAGGAUGAUGACGGGUCGCUGCCGUCCGGUGUGUUGAUCGCGGAUGGGGACGGGGGGCUGGACGGGCAGGGGGCGUUUGCGGUGGAGGACCAUGGCGGGGGCGGCGACGACGACAGCGUGUGGGGUUAGGGGCUAUGUUUGAGCUGUUGGUGGGGUUGUGUGGUGGUGUGGGGGGUAGGUGGGUGUGGGUAUGUAUGGGGGUUGUAGAUACCAGCCCGAACUAAACCGAACCCAAUUCGAAAGAGCGAGGAGGAGAGUGUGGGGAUGUGGAGGCUGCAUGACGCUGCAGCCAGCGGCUGGUCAGGCCCAGGGCGUGCGGCCAUGGGGAGCGGUCACAGGAUCUGGCGCAUUCGCGGCGCAUGUCAAACGCCCAACGGAGGGAGGCACGGGAUGCCUGCCCUGUAUGGCUGGACGGGAUACCCGUCCUUCCAGUGAGCAGUGCUCAUAUCUGCGUUCUGAACGGCGGUUGAAAGGAUUUUCGGCCAACAUGCACGGGAUUUGUGCCUUUGGGGGUCUUUCGGCAAACAGACGAAGGCAAUUAUUGGGAAUUCGGCCAGCAUGGCCGUAGCGCAGGGGUGCUCCAGCGGACCGUGUCCUGCGUGGCAUACAGUGGGAAGUGGGAACAUGGAAAGGUAGGGCAGCCUUACGCCAAAAGGGGGCUGGGGGCAAUAGCAACCGCACAGGCAUGCUGCAACGAUGUAACUGCUGAGGCGCAAACGUCAAUUCAACUAUG